AUGGCUGCUCAUUCGCACGUGAUGACAACGACUGUCGUUACGGUCGUUGCCUUGAUCACCGCUGUCACGACGUUCACUGCCAUUGCCAUCGUUGGUUACAUUAUCAACGAUAUCAACAACUUCUACGAUCACACUAUCGAGGAACUAGCCGAGUUUAGGGACUUGGCCAACUCAGCAUGGCAUGAGAUGAGACCACAGCCGCGCGAUCCUUUCCGACAGAUCAGAUCGGUCAUAGAAGGUCGUACACGUCGUCAAUUACCAGACAUUUGCAACUGUGGACCGCAAGCUCUUACUUGUCCCGUGGGACCACCUGGCCCUCAAGGACCACCUGGUGCAACAGGAGAACCAGGUAAUCCUGGAACCCCAGGCAUACGUGGUCACGACGGAAUCUCGUUAAGCGGUGGAGGAGGAGAAAUUGGAUGCAUCAAGUGUCCCGCUGGACCGCCAGGUCUACCUGGUCCAGACGGUCCGAUGGGCCCACAAGGUGUCGACGGAGCACCAGGAAUGGCAUCCCCGUCUGGCGCCGUUGGAGCACCAGGACCGGCUGGACCAGAUGGUGAUCAAGGACCACCAGGUCUACCAGGACCUCCAGGUCUUCCUGGAUCUCCUGGAAUGAACGCUCAGUCUGGAACAGGCCUACCAGGGCCACCAGGAGUCGCUGGACCACCUGGUCCACCAGGUGCUCCUGGGCUUAAUGGAGUCGAUUCACCGCCUGGAACACCUGGACCAAUGGGUGAACCAGGGCCACCAGGAAGUGCAGGACCACGCGGAGCAGAAGGACAAGCAGGAAUGGAAGGUCCUGCAGGUCUACCUGGUCACGAUGCCGAAUACUGUCCAUGCCCACCAAGGUCAACGAAAUUCGAUCGGCGCAGUAUUUUAGCGGACAGUUUUGUCGACAAUGCAGCCGUCAGUUCUUACAAUCUCAGGAUGAGAGAUGACGUGCAUAUGGGCGCCACUCGUUUGGUUAAUAGAAGGGCUCUUCGUAGGCGUAAGCACUGA
Molecule: messenger RNA, 999 nt
Organism: Cooperia oncophora
Lineage: Eukaryota; Metazoa; Nematoda; Chromadorea; Rhabditida; Trichostrongylidae
Source: the annotation of a GenBank genome assembly